This is a messenger RNA of Exophiala aquamarina CBS 119918, 915 nucleotides long. RefSeq lists its product as uncharacterized. NCBI's taxonomy places the organism in Eukaryota, Fungi, Ascomycota, Eurotiomycetes, Chaetothyriales, Herpotrichiellaceae. Gene Ontology annotation, molecular function: methyltransferase activity. The record is from RefSeq and is a predicted model, not a curated record. The coding region runs from base 1 to 915 and encodes 304 amino acids. The transcript is spliced from 2 exons.
AUGAACCCAGACUCAGACACUGACUCAGCCUAUGGCGAGAGUGUGCAUAGUGAGACAACAUCCCUAUCUUCCAGUGUCCUAGAGUAUCAGUAUGAGAAUGGAAGACGCUACCAUAAAUACAAGGCGGGGAAAUACUUCGCGCCUAAUGACGAGGAAGAGCAACAGCGGCUUGACCUUGUGCAUCACGUCCAGUCAAUGUGCCUAGGAGGAGAACUGUUCAAGGCACCCAUCAAAGAGCCGCACCGAAUACUUGAUAUUGGUACUGGCACCGGAAUAUGGGCGAUGGACAUUGCCGACCGCUUCGAGAUGGCUCAAGUCAUCGCGACGGACCUUUCACCGAUUCAGCCCAAAUGGGUGCCGCCGAACUUACAAUUCCUUGUAGAUGAUGCAGAAGCAGGGUGGACUUUCGAACAAAAAUUCGACUUCAUCCAUAUCCGAAAUAUGGGAGGUUCAAUCGCAGAUUGGCCGGCGCUUUUACAACGAUGCUUCGACCACCUCAAUCCCGGAGGGUGGUUGCAAGUAGGAGACUUCGAGGCCUGGGGAUCUACGGAUGAUAAUUCGUUGCCAGAGGACAGCUCUUAUCACCAGUGGCAAACGCACUUGCAGGAAGCAGCAGAGAAAGCUGGACGUACCAUGAACAUCAUCCCUCAAAUGAAGAAGAUGGUGCAGGACGUCGGCUUCGUAGAUGUACAGGAAGAUAUUUACAAGGCUCCUCUUUCACCUUGGCCGAAGGACAGGAAGCUCAAGGAGUUGGCCAUGUACAUGCGCAUUCUAAUGCUCGAGGCCCUACAAGCCUACAGUCUGGCUCUUUUUACCCGUGUCCUCGGCUGGGACCAGGCCCAGGUCGAGGUGCUGCUUAGCGGAGUCCGGGCAGAUCUAAGGAACCUGAAAUAUCAUAUGUUCACUCGAUUGUAA